Fomitopsis serialis is the source of this 381-nucleotide messenger RNA. RefSeq names its product ATP synthase complex subunit H-domain-containing protein. NCBI's taxonomy places the organism in Eukaryota, Fungi, Basidiomycota, Agaricomycetes, Polyporales, Fomitopsidaceae. Gene Ontology annotation, biological process: proton motive force-driven ATP synthesis. The record is from RefSeq and is a predicted model, not a curated record. The coding region runs from base 1 to 381 and encodes 126 amino acids. The transcript has 4 exons.
AUGUCGUCGACCGUCCUCAGGCAGGCCUCCUCCGCUGCUCGCGCAUUCUCGCGCCAGGCGGCGUUCUCGACGUCCGCGGCGGCGAGGAAAGACUUCGUCCAGGAGCUCUAUAUCAAGGAACUGAAGUCCUACAAGGCUCCACCGCCGGCCAAGGACGCCCAUGUCGGUGUCGUGAAGCAGUAUUCCAUGCCCCCGACGCCCAAGCCCCCUGUCGUCCCCGCCGACCUCGCAUCAGAACUGACCGCAUACGACGCCACCGAGCCCGUGGAGGGUGCCCCUAAAGCCGCUGCUGCGGGCGCUCCCGAGCAGUUGACGACCGGCGCCGACACUUUCCUUACGUUCCUGGAGGCGGACGAGCCCAAGGCGGAGGGCCACCACUGA